Molecule: messenger RNA, 709 nt
Organism: Rosa chinensis
Lineage: Eukaryota; Viridiplantae; Streptophyta; Magnoliopsida; Rosales; Rosaceae
Product: peptide chain release factor PrfB3, chloroplastic-like
Exons: 3
Coding region: 191-709 (172 amino acids)
Source: RefSeq, a predicted model, not a curated record
UGUUCAGCAACAAUGACUAGUAUUGGCUUGUGGUAGUUACUAGAUUGAUUAUUUCAAUGGUGCAGAUCGACAAGUUGAGUUUGAGUUGGUAGAAGUGAUCUAACUCUUCUUUGCAUAGAAGUUAGUGUGUGUGUGUGUGUGUGUUAGUAUAUUCUUUGGGUAUGGAGGAAAUCUGACUGCGAAGGUGUUCAUGGUAUUCCUUUUGUUUUACUUUUUUGCUCUGGCUUGUAUAAAGUUGCUGAGAAGGUGUUCAUGGUAUUCAACGUGGAAACAUUCCAAGAGAAAGACCCAGCAUUUUCUACACACUCACUGCGCCCAUGACAAGAACAGGUUCUACAAACAACUGGGAUUAUUUUCAUUGAAAAAGAAGAUUGAAGAUGCUGUUCUCCGAGCUGAGAUGUUGGCCCCAUUGGCACUGGAGCUUGAAGAAGAAAGACGGAAUGAGCAAGAACAACUGAUACGCGACUAUGACCUCUGGGAUGACACUGCUGAGUCCAAUGAGGUUCUUGCCAAAUUGGCUGAUAGUGUUAGAGUGGUUGAUGCUCUCAGAGACUUGACAUAUAAGGCUGAAGAAGCAAAACUUAUUACACAGUUAGCAGAGAUAGAUGCUAUCAAUUAUGGGCUUUUUAGGAAGGCAUAUGAUGCAUAUCUGGAUAUGAGCAAGAUUUUGAAUAAAUAUGAGAUUUCCAAGCUUCUUAAGGGACCAUAG